Rhodotorula toruloides NP11 is the source of this 1449-nucleotide messenger RNA. Its product is annotated as KH domain protein. The record is from RefSeq and is a predicted model, not a curated record. The transcript is spliced from 9 exons. The coding region runs from base 1 to 1449 and encodes 482 amino acids. Gene Ontology annotation, molecular function: RNA binding. Gene Ontology annotation, cellular component: nucleus. NCBI's taxonomy places the organism in Eukaryota, Fungi, Basidiomycota, Microbotryomycetes, Sporidiobolales, Sporidiobolaceae.
AUGGACCGCAAACGCAAGUGGGACGAGCCACAGUCGCAGUCGCCCCAGCCCGGCGCGCCUGCUCCUCCGGACCACAAGGCUGUCAAGUUGGAAGAUGGAGCGUCCCCGCACGCCUCAGGAGGACAGGGCCCGGAUCAGAAGGCUGCUGAGGCUGCUGCCGCCAUCGCCGCCCGCCUCGCCUCGCUCCACCGCCAACCCCCUCCUCCCCCUCCUCCAAUGGGCGCCCCUCCUCCUCCUCCCGGCGGUGCAAGCGGACACGGUGGCGACGCGACGCCUGCGGGCGUGGGAAGCAAGCAUGAGAGGGAUAAGGAUCGCGAGGCGGGUCUCUUCGUCGAAGACAUCGAGAUCAACGACCUGCGCAACCGCUACCUCCUCACCAAAGGCUCGACGCAGCAGCAACUCCUCGCCGAUACCGGUUGCGCCGUGUUGACCAAGGGCGUGUGGUACCCGGACAAGAGUAUGGCGACCGAGAAGGACCCGCCGCUGUUUUUGCACAUCACGGCCGACACCCCCGAGAAACUCGCCGCAGGCGUCUCGGCCGUCCGCGAGCUGAUCAACCAGGAGCUGAACCUGAUCGACGGCCGGCGCGGGCCGAGGAGGGGUGAGGAGGGCGAGAGGGACAGUGGGUAUGGGCAGAGGCGCAAGUGGCCCGAGGAGAAGGUCUUUAUCGACCUCGAACCGCUGCGCAACUUCAACAUCCGCGCCAAGACGGUCGGACCGGGCGGCCUCUUCGUCAAGUACAUCCAGGGCGAGACCGGCACGCGCGUCCAGAUCCGCGGUCAAGGUUCGGGCUACAUUGAGACCGAGACCGGCAGGGAGGGCGACGACCCGCUGCACAUCUCGAUUGCCGGCCCCGAUCAAGCCCAAAUUGACAAGGGCAUCGAGCUCGCCAAAGAUCUCCUCGCCGUCGUCCGGGAGAAGCACGCCGAGGCGCGCCAGGCGCUCGAGUCGGGCCAGUUUGGCAGCGGUGGGAACCAGCAGCAGAUGUAUGGCGGUCAGGUGCGGUACGACCAGCAGCAGCAGCAAGGUGGGCAGCCGUAUGCGUACCAGCCGAACCAGUAUGCUCCCGGCCUCACCGCACCUCUCCCGCCUGGCGAGGCGCCUCCCGCGCCUCCGGCUGCGUCGUCCGCGACGCCCGACCUCGCCGGCGCCGCGGCGAUGAGCGGCAUGUCGACCGAAGCGUACACUCAGUGGUGGAACACGCUCGACGACGCGAGCAAGGCGUACUACACACAAUACUACGCCGCCUACGCCCAGUACGCCGCCAACCCGUCCGCCUACGCCGCCACGACCGCCCAGACCCCCGCUCCUCCGUCCGACGCUCCUCCCCCUCCCCCUUCGAACGCGCCUCCUCCUCCGCCGCCCGAUAGCGCACCUCCUCCGCCGCCUUCGGAUCCGGCGGGUGGAAGCGGGAGGUACGAGGCCGUGCCGCCGCCGCCUGGGUUGUAG